Messenger RNA from Gymnodraco acuticeps, 4177 nucleotides. RefSeq lists its product as uncharacterized. NCBI's taxonomy places the organism in Eukaryota, Metazoa, Chordata, Actinopteri, Perciformes, Bathydraconidae. Gene Ontology annotation, cellular component: nucleus. The record is from RefSeq and is a predicted model, not a curated record. The transcript has 18 exons. Gene Ontology annotation, molecular function: single-stranded DNA binding; protein binding. The coding region runs from base 233 to 1384 and encodes 383 amino acids. Gene Ontology annotation, biological process: positive regulation of transcription by RNA polymerase II.
AAAAAAAAAGCUCCACCAGUGGACGGUUUCAAGUUCCCCCCGGCUGAAACCCUGCCUGAUUUGUGGGCAAUGUUGGGGAUGUAGAAAAAAAGGAAACCGGAGCAAAGAGAGCGCAAGGGAGAGAUAGGAAGACAACACUAACUGGGUAGCUAUGGAGAUAGUAGGUUUUCCUGGUAGCUUUCUUUGACAGGUGCCGAGUGGGAUAAAAUAAAGUAUCAGAACAGCCUCCAAGAUGUACGGCAAGGGUAAAGGAGCUGUUGUCCCCUCCGAUAGUCAAGCAAGAGAAAAGUUAGCAUUAUAUGUGUACGAGUACCUGCUACAUGUGGGAGCACAGAAGUCCGCACAGACCUUCCUGUCUGAGAUUCGAUGGGAGAAGAAUAUUACAUUAGGGGAGCCUCCUGGAUUCCUCCAUUCGUGGUGGUGUGUAUUCUGGGACUUGUAUUGUGCGGCUCCAGACCGAAGGGAGACAUGUGAGCACUCCAGUGAGGCGAAGGCCUUCCAUGACUAUAGCGCAGCGGCAGCGCCCAGCCCUGUGAUGGGCAACAUGCCCCCCAACGACGCCAUGCCCGGCGGUCCCAUGCCCCCUGGCUUCUUCCAGGGACCACCCGGCUCCCAGCAAUCCCCCCAUGCACAGCCCCCCCCACACAACCCCAGCAACCCAAUGAUGGGACCCCAUGGCCAGCCUUUCAUGUCACCACGGUAUCCAGGUGGACCGCGCCCCGGACUCCGAAUGCCAAAUCAGCCUCCGGGGGGAAUCCCUGGAUCUCAGCCUCUCCUGCCAAACAGUUUGGAAACGAUCAGACCGCAAGGACAUCCUAACAUGGGUGGACCAAUGAGGAUGAACCCUCCCCGAGGAAUGGCUAUGGGCCCACAGAAUUAUGGAGGUAUGAGGCCACCUCCAAACUCCAUGGGCGGCCCCAUGCCAGGAAUGAACAUGGGUCCCGGAGGAAGAGGGCCGUGGCCUGGACCGAAUGCUAACUCUAUAGCAUACUCCUCCUCAUCUCCAGGAAACUAUGUGGGUCCUCCAGGGGGAGGCGGUCCACCAGGAACUCCCAUCAUGCCCAGCCCAGGUGAUUCAACUAACUCCAGUGAAAACAUCUAUACAAUGAUGAAUCCAAUCGGACCGGGAGGCAACAGACCCAAUUUCCCUAUGGGGCCGGGGCCUGACGGGCCGAUGGGAGCUAUGGGAGCCAUGGAGCCUCACCACAUGAACGGAUCACUUGGGUCUGGGGAUAUGGACGGGUUGCCAAAGAGCUCCCCUAAUAACAUGGGGGGCAUGAACAACCCUCCAGGAACGCCGAGAGAUGACGGUGAAAUGGGCGGGAAUUUCUUGAACCCAUUCCAAAGCGAAAGUUAUUCACCCAACAUGACGAUGAGUGUGUGAUUUUAUUUUAUUUUCCUUUUUUUGUAUUUUUCUUUAUUUUCCCCCUCCUAUUUUUGUACCCCUGCACCUGAUUUUUUUUCCUUCUUUUUCUUCAAUUCAAACCUUACUUCACCUCGGAUUGGACGACCUCCCCCUCUUCACACACACACACACCCUCUUCCUGACCAACCAUACGGGAUCCAUUUCCCCCUCCUCACUCGGGAACUGUACGGCCACACAGCCUUCUGGGACAGCCCUUGAGCAUGCUGGGACUCUAAUUAAGACUGGCCCUCCUGGAGCAUGCAAGAUGGCCGCCGGUCUGAACAGGAAGCAGUCACAGAGCAACAGGAAGAGCCUCCUCUCUGACUCCCGCCCCGGCCUCCCUGGCUUCCUGUCAGGUUCUAGACAAUGAGCGAAGGGUAGGAGGACAAACAGAGAGACAGAGGGAGAGGAGACUGUCUCCCCCUCUCAGGAGGACGCAGCGUUUUAGCAGCCGCUUCUCAACCACUUCGGACUUUUAUCUUCAAUUAUUUUGUCGCUGUUCCUCCCGAUGGAUUCAGUUGAGGGUCCGAAACGACCUCUUUGCCCGCCCCCAUUGUUCUCUCGGUGUGUACAUUUUUACCAGAGGUGUUGUGAUUUUUCUUUUUUUCUCCCCCCGUUUUUGUGUACGUAUUGUAUCAUUGCUAUUUUUAUUAUUGUAUUAUUGUUAUUAAUGAUAUUGAUAUGAUCAUUUUUAAGAUUAGGUUCUAAUUUCUGUUGUUUCUAAGUGCACAUUAUUUUAUUGAAGACACAUGUGCGCUCAAAUUAGAAAUGAUUUGCCGGGUAACAUGUGAGCACACUCCCCCCUGCAGGUGAGAUUUUAUCCAUCAAGGUACUGAUUGGCUCGUUUUAAAAAAAAGUUUUAGCAACAAUCUGAUUUUAAACUCCUUUUUCAAUAAUCCAAACCAGAAGAAGAAGUGGCUCCUGUUUUGUUUUUUAUUUUUAUCUUCCAUGCAGUGAGAUGCACAGCUCUAUUUAUUUAUGUACUUUACAUUUGUCUCAUGAAUCAUUGUUACUUUUUUAAAAGUGUUAUCCCUGGUUUAUUUGUUAAUUGCAGAACUAGUAGCAACUGUGUAAAUAUGCAGAUCCAGUCAGCAGCCCCUCCAUCAUUAGACCCCCGUACCCAGGUGCUGAAGGUUACUGUUCACUCCAACAUGUGCGUAGGCUGCGGUAUCACCUCUGCUGAACUGUAGUUGGAUUGUUUUUUGUUUUGCUGAUGAGCUCCCAACACACUGUGAUGUAUGUCUGUGCUUUUUGGAUAUUUGCUUUUACACGCUCUCAGUUCGCUUGCAGACAUGUGUUGUCACCCGUGCAGCGCUCCCUCUGAAAGGGCUCUCAGCUGAUCGAAUCCUGGGCGUUUUUUUUAAUGUCGGAGCAAAGCAGGAAGCGUAAAGGCGUUGCUCUGCUGACUGACGAGUGGCCUCCCUCCCUUGGGUCAUCUUGAAGAAAAACACCUCCGUCCUUCCUCACCUUUCCUACGGGCCAGCAAACACACCACCCCUCUCUGAUUAUCUUUUUUUUUUGUACAACUUUCCAUCUUUUAAUUUUUUUGUAAAUACUGUAAAAUGCAUUUUGAUAUCAUUGACAUGUUUUGAUAUUUUCAAAUCACGACAACAGUUGAUCAGAAACGUGCUGAUUCGGGGCAACUGUGUGUGUGUGUUUGUUCAGAGAUAUGGUGUGUCUUUGACGAUAAGAAACAAACUGGAGCUGCUAUAGACUAUUAUGCUAUUUCACCUCAUCACUGACAGACGUGGCGCUUCACUGUGCAUCAGAGCUGUAGCGUCAAGGGGUCUCAGAGGACGACCAUUUUGUAGUGAGUGUGUUUGAACGCCUUUUAGCUGACUCAGUCACACACAUUAUCUUAACAAAUCUUUAAAUUAAACGUGAUUCUUGAGCAGGAGCCUCCCUCCUCUGCUGUACAGUUGGCAAAACAGUCGUAUUUUUCACUGUUUGACAGAAUUUGCAAGAAUAGAGCCAAAACAGGCCAGUUUUUCAUAAUAAAAUGAAUGCCUCAGACAUUUAACUACCCACAAUUAAAAUAAGCCACACAGGACGCUGGCUCUCAGCCCGACACACCAGGUACCAGAGUACAGACUUUACUAUGAAGGAUUUUUUUUUAAUCUAUUUAAAAUGGGGCGGGAGAAAUGUUUUGGGAAAGUAAAGAGAAAAAAAAAAUAACAGACAGAUUUGUUCUUAUUGCUGAGAAGAGGUAGAGAAAGUGCGGGAGCAGGCGUUUCGUCCCCUGUACUUUGAAAUACUGUUGUAUAAAAUGCAGUUGAACUUCUCUCUAUCUUUCUGUCCUGUAAGUAAAACCGUCACAACGUUGAUCAUUUCUGUAUUUCUAUUGUGCUGAUGUAUAAUACUGUAACAUUCAGGGGUAGGGAGGGUUAAGAGAGGAUUUGGAGGGGAGUAAAGAUUUUUCUGUUCAGUUCCUCAUUUAUUUCCUCUUAAUGACAAAGCAGUAUUGAAUAUAAGGCAGUCUGUCCCCGGGGAGUUGCUUUGUAUCUCAUGUUAGGGUAGUUUCAGAUCCUAAAUGUCUCGUGUAGUAAAAUGAGAGGUUCCUUCUUCGUACGUUUCUUUAUAUUGUAAAGUUUCUUUAGACAAAAAAAUGUUGCUUAUUGGAAAAAAGGUGGGAAAAUGCAUUGAAAAUAAAUGUAAUUCUUUUGGGGUUUUGUUUUAAUUUUCAUCAAGUUGUCAGUCGUUUUUGCCUGUGUCCCCCUUGUUGUAGAUACAUAUUAAAAACAAAUAAAAUGACUUCACUCCUUUUGCCAUGAA